AACUAGUAUGCUAUGAAAUGAUUGUGGCUGGAGAUUCCGAUAUUCAACAUUACAAUCACCCCUUCAAGCGAUCCCCAUCGCAACAUAUCACAUUCAUAUAUGAUAUUACCAUGUCGAAUUUUGAAACGGAAUACAAAAGGGCGGAUGUUGGCUUCCCGGAGUGGAGUAAUAUUAACCGAAAGAGUGAUCUAGAGGGGGUCCUGGGGUUUUUCGACAAGAACAAGGGUAGCUCCGAUGUCCUCAAGCAGCAGCGUCAACCGGUGGAGUCAACCAACAUAGAAUCUCGCAAUGCCCUCCAAAGGUUUAAAGUUUCGGAGAAAAUAAGGCUUGGUCCCAAACACGAUGUGUGUAACACUAGGUCUAGAAACCCCAGCAUGUCAACGAAGGUUCCACCGCAGGCUUAUAACUUUAUGGGCAUUUAUUCGGAGCGCAAGGAUAAACUGAUCCAACAGCAGAAGGAGCAGGAGAGAAAGCAGCGUGAAUUCCGCAGUCGGCCAAUGCCGGAUUUUCGUCUAGUACACGAACGGCAAGCGAUCAAGGUGGUUGUACACCGUGUCACCCAUCCAGUGACUCCCAACGUACUCAGGAAUUCCCAGGAGAUGGAAGCUAAGCGCCGAAAAAGGGUUGAGCAGCUCAGGAAGGAGCGCCAACUGGAGGACGAGCUUCAUCGCCGCCAGGCUCCGAAGGCGAAGGCUAUUCCUUUAAGCUCGCGGCUUCAUCUGAAACCGGAGAAUCAUCGCUCCCACUCAUAUGUAGUAAAGGUUGAGCCCUUCAACCUUUCUUCUGAGUUGCGCGUCCAGGCGCGUCGUCUCUACAACCAGAAAAGCUCCAGGAUGCAGGAGACGAGGCGCCGAGAGCUGGAGACGGAGCGCCAGAGGUUGGAGCGAGAGGCCUACCUCAAGCAGCGCCAGCUUACAUCUUUUCGAGCCAGGCCCAAUCCAUUUGCAGUCCUAUCACGAUAGGUUUUGAUUUUUUUUUGAUUUGUUUAGAUAUUUUGUUUGUUGGAAAUUCAUUUUGUUCAUUAAAAUUAAAUUAAUCACCAGAA
Messenger RNA from Drosophila ananassae, 1045 nucleotides. Its product is annotated as targeting protein for Xklp2 homolog. The record is from RefSeq and is a predicted model, not a curated record. NCBI's taxonomy places the organism in Eukaryota, Metazoa, Arthropoda, Insecta, Diptera, Drosophilidae. Bases 18 to 962 code for a protein of 314 amino acids. The transcript is spliced from 2 exons.